Vigna umbellata (rice bean) is the source of this 841-nucleotide messenger RNA. Lineage: Eukaryota; Viridiplantae; Streptophyta; Magnoliopsida; Fabales; Fabaceae. The record is from RefSeq and is a predicted model, not a curated record.
GUAUAAAUUCAGAUCCGCACGUUAACCAAAUCGCAAUUCGCACUUCAGAGUCCUAUCGCUUUCCACGUAAGUCACACACAAGCUCCAAAAAACAGAAACACUGAAUUCACCGCCGAUGGAGAUCGACGGCAACGUUCUCGCCGCCAAGUCGUUGGUCCGCUUCGGCGUGCGCCAUAUGUUCGGCGUGGUGGGAAUUCCGGUGACUUCGCUGGCAAACCGCGCCGUCGCCCUCGGCGUCCGAUUCAUCGCCUUCCACAAUGAGCAGUCCGCGGGCUACGCCGCCUCUGCCUACGGCUACCUCACCGCGACACCCGGCGUUUUCCUCACCGUCUCCGGCCCCGGCUGCGUCCACGGCCUCGCCGGCCUCUCUAAUGCCUCUAUCAACACCUGGCCUACCGUCCUGAUCUCCGGCUCCUGCGACCAGGCCGACGUCGGCCGCGGCGACUUCCAGGAACUCAACCAGAUUGAAGCCACCAAGCCUUUCUCCAAACUCUCCGUCAGAGCCUCUCACAUCUCCGAAAUCCCGGCCCGUGUGGCCCAAGUUUUGGAAUGGGCCCAAUCAGGCCGGCCGGGUGGGUGCUACUUAGAUCUCCCCACCGAUGUCUUACAUCAAAAGAUAUCAGAAUCCGAAGCGGAAAAACUCUUGACCGAAGUGGAAAAAAACCGCGCGAAACCCGAACCUUAUUCUAUUUCCAAUUCGAAGAUCGAAGAAGCUGUUUCUCUGCUUAGACGNUGGUGUAUAAAUUCAGAUCCGCACGUUAACCAAAUCGCAAUUCGCACUUCAGAGUCCUAUCGCUUUCCACGUAAGUCACACACAAGCUCCAAAAAACAGAAACACUGA